UCCUAAUGAUGCCAGUUUUCUGAUUUGUUAGUUUGGUGAGGUUGCCCCUGCCACCGGACGCAAAUGGCGGCGUGCCGAGGGGGUGUCUCCUUUUGGGUGGGGUGUGUCAGGAGCCAUGGCAGCAGGCAACCAGUCAAGAAACAAUGCUGGAGUUUAAGUCAGGUUCUUGACUUGAGGUUGAACAGCAUGUGUAGGGCUCUCUGCAGUGCCUCAUGGGCGUUGGCUCCGCCAAACAGUCUGCGCUACCAGAGCGUCAAACUGCCAUCACUUACACACCCCUUGUACAAAGCCUGCCAGACACACCAAGUGCCCAACCUGGAUGAGGAGUGGGAGGAGAGCCUCAGCCUGUACGUGCUGCUGAAACAGGGGGAGUCCGAGGACCAGCGUACCCUGGUUGAGGUGCCUCUGUUAGGGCAGGCCAAACUGAGAGAGUUCCUGGCUUUGGGUCCCAGCAGAUCUGUCGACUUUCUUUUCCCUUUAACCACGGUGGACGGAAGACGAGAGGACGACAUAAGCGUCACGGGGAAGAUGGCGAUGGAGGAAAAGACGGAGGCGGAGACCGGAGAGAGAAGUUCGUUCAGGAGUCUCUUCGAGACGGAGAGAUGCCCCGCCCCUUUCACGCUGGGAUCUCAUUUCUACUGUUUUCAUUGUCCGGGAAUGGAGCCUCUCCCUCAGAGCGGAGGUAAAGAGAGGCUGAGAAUGGAACUGAAAUUACAGGCCUCGUACUCCUCUUCUCCAUUCUCAGUUGCUCACUGCAGCUACUCUGAGUCUGAAAGAGUGGAUGGGAACAGCGAGAGAGACAUGGAGAAUGAGGAGAAACUUGCCCUAAUGCAUGAGAAGUUAAGGGUUGAGCUUCCUAGUUUCUUUGUGAAAAACCAUGACUACACCAUAUACUCCAAUGAUGUUGAGUUUAUUAAUGGACUUCUCAACACUAAGACAAGAGGUCGCGUGGUGUACCAGCUGACCCUGUCACUAUGGCGAUUUCUGUGUCUGUGUUACUAUGCGGAGGCAAAGAUGGAGGUGCUGAAGUUGACUAAACAUCCAGAGGACGGGUCAAUUAAAGCACGCUGGAGGGUGAAGGGACUGCCUUUCCACCUGCUGUUGCUUCGCUUCUACAGGAAAGACAAGAGCCACUUGUAUAGGACAUAUGAUGCAUUCUCUACCUUCUACGUGGGUUCUGAUGGGCUCAUACACUGUCAUAAAGUUGAAAAGGUUAUGCAGGCCCGCCCUCCAGUACUGCCCAGAGUGACCUCUUUGCUGUCGGGGGCUCUGGUGGCUCUUGGGAUCCAGGAGCACCGGCCAGCCCUCAACCUGCUGCCCUUCCUCCUGUCUUCUCUCCGACAGGGCAGAGACUGACGGGGACAGGGGAGUGCGUGUGUGUGUAUGUGGAAUGUGCAUGUGAAUGCAGAUGGAGAGACUGACUAAAGUAGAGAGGUUGUAAGCUGAGACUCAGAACUGACUGUGACGGAGUGAUGAAGAAGGAAUGAGAAUUGUCGUUGUAUGGAGUGACUGAAAUGUCAGUGAACAAGAAUAGGAACAAUAUAUUUUGCAUUUGACGAGCAUUAUCACUUGAAAACGAUGCAUCUGUUUCUUAAUUUUGUUUGCUGUCAUUGAAAUAUUGAAAAAAAAAAUGUGUUCUUACUGAUACGGCUGUGUAGUCAA
Chanos chanos (milkfish) is the source of this 1662-nucleotide messenger RNA. It is a transcript of the gene c12h6orf136, whose product is annotated as chromosome 12 C6orf136 homolog. The transcript has 6 exons. The coding region runs from base 64 to 1356 and encodes 430 amino acids. The record is from RefSeq and is a predicted model, not a curated record. NCBI's taxonomy places the organism in Eukaryota, Metazoa, Chordata, Actinopteri, Gonorynchiformes, Chanidae.